AUGAAAAUGUUAGCAAGAUUUGUUCUGGGACUUGUCAUCUUUGAUGCUGCUGUGGCUGCCCCAACUCCAGAGCCCUUCAACUAUGACUCAGAAUCCUAUGAUGCCACCUUGGAAGAUCUGGAAACCUUAUACAAUUAUGAACACCUACCUAUCGAUGAAGCAGAGAUUGAAAGAGUUACAGUGAUGCCUUCUGGGAGCAGAGAGCUCCUUAGUCAGGCCCCCCAUCCAGGAGAGGUCCAGGAGGAGGAAGAGGAGGAGGAAUCCACCCCCAGGCUGAUUGACGGCUCUUCCCUGCAGGAGCCAGAGUUCACAGGGGUUCUGGGUCCCCACACCAACGAAGACUUUCCGACCUGCCUUCUGUGUACCUGUAUAAGCACCACUGUGUACUGUGAUGACCAUGAACUGGAUGCCAUUCCUCCACUGCCCAGGAAGACUGCCUAUUUCUACUCCCGCUUUAACAGAAUUAAAAAGAUCAACAAAAAUGACUUUGCAAGCCUCACUGAUUUAAAAAGGAUUGAUCUCACAUCAAAUUUAAUAUCUGAGAUUGAUGAAGAUGCAUUCCGAAAGCUACCUCAACUGCGAGAGCUUGUCCUGCGAGACAACAGAAUAAGGCAGCUCCCGGAACUGCCAACCACUUUAACAUUUAUUGAUAUCAGCAACAAUAGACUUGGAAGGAAAGGGAUCAAGCAAGAAGCAUUUAAAGAUAUGUAUGAGCUCCACCAUCUCUACCUCACUGAUAACAACUUGGACCACAUUCCUCUGCCACUCCCAGAAAACCUGCGAGCCCUUCAUCUCCAGAAUAAUAACAUUCUGGAGAUGCAUGAAGAUACUUUCUGCAAUGUUAAAAAUCUGACGUACAUUCGGAAGGCACUAGAGGACAUUCGGUUGGACGGAAACCCUAUCAACCUGAGCAGAACUCCUCAAGCCUACAUGUGUCUACCUCGUUUGCCCAUCGGGAGUCUCGUGUGAUUUCAGAUAAUGGCUAGCUAGCAUUAUGAUGCCAACUACAGCAAAAUAAUUUUUUCUGCUUUACUCAGAAACAAAGCUUAACCUGACACUUUCAAAUUGCAUUUCGAAAGCUGUUAUGAUUACACGAAAUGCAACUCAAAAUGUUAUGAUGAAAAUUUAAUAAUUUAAGGAACAUCAGAUCAGGAAUAAACUGAUAACUAUACAGAAAGAGCAAAACUAA
Molecule: messenger RNA, 1189 nt
Organism: Sciurus carolinensis (gray squirrel)
Lineage: Eukaryota; Metazoa; Chordata; Mammalia; Rodentia; Sciuridae
Gene: Epyc
Product: epiphycan
Exons: 6
Coding region: 1-969 (322 amino acids)
Molecular function (GO): protein binding
Source: RefSeq, a predicted model, not a curated record